This is a messenger RNA of Hemibagrus wyckioides, 2492 nucleotides long. RefSeq names its product sterile alpha motif domain containing 1a (gene samd1a). The record is from RefSeq and is a predicted model, not a curated record. Gene Ontology annotation, molecular function: protein binding; DNA binding. The transcript is spliced from 7 exons. NCBI's taxonomy places the organism in Eukaryota, Metazoa, Chordata, Actinopteri, Siluriformes, Bagridae. Bases 196 to 1401 code for a protein of 401 amino acids.
GAUGCGAGCCAACGCACGCGUACAGUGUAGCCGUAGCUAAUGUUUCCGUUCUUCUCCGACACGCACACACUCUGUGCGCGCGCCGCGUGUGUGUGUGUGUUUUCUGCAGGAUUAUUUAAUCAGGUCGUCGAAGCGCUCGAGCUGUGUAGCUAAAGAAAGAAAACACAAAACAAAAUAAACUUUUUUUUUGGUAUCAUGUCGGAGCCGAGGUACCGCGAGUGGAUUCUGGACACUAUAGACUCGCUGAGGUCGAGGAAAGCGCGACCGGACCUGGAGCGGAUCUGCCGGAUGGUCCGCAGGAGACACGGCUCUGAGCCGGACCAGACGUGCCUGGAGCUGGAGAGACUGAUCCAGGAUCACGCGGUGCUCAAAGUCAACUACAAGGGCUCGGUGUCGUACCGCAACGCGGCCAAAGUGCAGCGCAGCAGGCGGAGGAGCGAGCAAGCGGCCGGUAAGAAGUCCUCCUCUUCCUCCUCUUCCUCCUCUUCUUCUUCUUGCUCCUCCGCCGCGAGUAACAACAACAAGCGAGCUUCACCGGCGGAGCUGAACAACGGCGACAGCGCGCAGGGUCCCGCCGACGACGACCCGAUGGAGGACAUGGAAGACGAGUUGUCCACCACGGCUGGCAUGGACAGCAGCAUGGACGAGGAGGAGGCCAGUCUGGACGCUCCCUGCAUGCAGAUACCGAGCGCCGCCGACUCUGGCAUCAGUUUGAGUCCCGUCAUUCCAGACGUCGAGGCAGAGGUGACCCGCGCCUCGCCCAUGCCCUCCAAGAGCGGCUCUUCGUGCCAGAGCACCCCGGAGAAGGAGCGAGGCGCUGCUGGAGUCUCUCCUGAACGCACACAGCCCGCGGCUCAGCGAGACACGGUCUCCCCGGUGCUGGACAUGGCACUGCAGCCGGCAGCGGUCUGUCCCUCGGCCCAGCGUAGCGCUCUGACGCGGGAGGAGGAACCGAGGGCGGGCGAGAACGCGCUCACUCCUGAUCAGCUGCUGUCGAACUGCACGGCCUCGUUGCAGGACGAGGCAGUGGGAUCAGACCACCUGGAGGAGGGUAAGAAGUGUAAUAGCGUGGAUGACAUCCCUCUCACGCAAGGAACAGAAACGGCCAAGAACGGAGGGAUGAAGAGAGGAGGGUUGUUUAAAGCGGACGACGUGGCGCAGGACCUCUUGCAGUGGAGCGUGGCGGACGUGGUCAGCUACUUCACCUCUGUGGGCUUUCCUGAGCAGGCCAUGGCUUUCAGAAUGCAGGAAAUCGACGGGAAGUCUCUUCUCUUGAUGCAGCGCAGUGACGUACUGACAGGCCUGUCCAUCAGACUCGGCCCCGCCCUCAAGAUAUACGAGCAUCACGUCAAGGUGCUGCAGAGGAGCCACUUCCAGGAGCACAGCGGCGUUUUUUCUUAACCUCGCGCCGCCUCAGAGACUGACGCUAACCGCGGAGCCGCCCCGGAGCGACGGGAAGAGAAAGGACUCGAUACGCUCAGCGUUUCCUCCGAACCCAGUUCCUCUCCUCUCCUCCUCUCGUCCUGUUUCAGCUCGCAGGAUUAACGAACACCACUGACUUGAGGGUCACCCCGGGAAUCCCCCCUUCAAUUCUGUUCCCGAGCGGGGGAGGGGCGGGCCAGCGUUUCGUUCAUCAGUAUUGUUUUUGUUUUUUUCUUAUGAUUUACACUAUGAUCUCAGUAAUAUAUUUUCCGUUUGCGAUAUUAUAUUGACGUUUCCUCAUUAAUUUUAAUAUGUAAAGCAGCACAGAUAUAGAAAUGAUGUUGGAUAUGUAUAGUUAGGAAAUAAAUUCCAAUUUCAGAAAUCUUCCUGUGCAGUGGAUUACAUCCUGACAUGUUAUAACACCAGAGUGAUUUAAUUCAAGAACUGUUUAUAGUUAUAUAGAACACUGGAAUAUACACUAUAUUGCCAAAAGUAUUGGGACACCGCUCCAAAUCAUUGAAUUCAGGGGUUGGACUCCGCCCCUUAGUUCCAGUGAAAGGAACUCUUAAUGCUUCAGCUUCAUACCAAGACAUUUUGGACAAUUUCAUACUCUUUGUGGGAACAAAGGUUUUGGUUCUGGUGUGGGAAUACCUGUGACCAAAGCAAGGUCCAUAAAGACAUGGAUGAGUGAGUUUGGUGUGGAGGAACUUGACUGUCCUGCACAGAGUCCUGACCUCAACCCCAUAGAACACCUUUGGGAUGAAUUGGAGGGGAGACUGUGAGCCAGACCUUCUUGUCCAACAUCAGUGCCUGACCUCACAAAUGGCCGCGCUUCUAGAGGAAUGAUCAAAAAUUCCCAUAAACACACUCCUAAACCUUGUGGAAAUCCUUCCCAGGACAGUUGAAGCUGUUAAAGGGGCGGGGUCAACUCCAUAUUACAUUCAUGUGCAUGUAAAGACAGACGUUCCAAAACUUUUGGCCUGACUCACAGUCUCCGCUCUAAUUCAUCCCAGAGGUGUUCUUUCGGGUUGAGGUCAGGACUCUGUGCAGGCCAGUCAAGUUCCUCACUU